Messenger RNA from Entrophospora candida, 261 nucleotides. The record is from the annotation of a GenBank genome assembly. Lineage: Eukaryota; Fungi; Glomeromycota; Glomeromycetes; Entrophosporales; Entrophosporaceae.
AUGUGGAUUUAUUUAUUAAUAUGGUGGAAAGAUAAUUUUGGAACUGUGGCACCUGAAUCGACAAAAGUUGCGGUAAGAGUUCUUUCUAUUCCUACCCCAUCAACUGCAAUAAGUAAAGUUACAAAUGUAGGUGAAGAUAUUGAUGAUAGUGAUGAUGACAAUAAUGAUGAUACUGUUGAUGAUAGUGAUGACAAUGUUGAUAAUGUUGAUAAUAGUGAUAUUAACAGUGACGAUGGAAAUGGAUUAUCUGUAAACAUUUAA